UCCAUCGUCCCAGAGAAAUCUCGGUAGCGUUUCGAUUCGUUUCAGAAGCUUCGUCAAUGGAUUUCAUGAAGGUUUGGGAUCAAGCAGUGCGGGAGAUAAAGAGGGAGGUGAAUUUGAAGGUCCUCAAAGUCCCGGAGAUUGAGCAAAAGGUGCUGGAUGCAACCAGUGAUGAACCUUGGGGUCCUCAUGGAACUGCUUUGUCUGAAAUUGCUCAGGCCACCAAAAAAUUCACUGAAUGUCAACUGGUCAUGAAUGUCCUAUGGAAUAGAUUGAUGGAUACUGGCCAGAAUUGGCGACAUGUUUACAAAGCACUGUCUGUCAUUGAGUACUUAGUGGCAAAUGGUUCAGAAAGUGCACUUAAUGACAUUCUCGAGCAUAGCUAUCAAAUUUCAUCAAUUUCAGGUUUUGAAUAUGUUGAACCCAAUGGAAAGGAUGUUGGAAUCAAUGUGAGAAAGAAGGUAGAAACCAUUCUAGCUCUUUUGGAUGAUAGGGAAAGGAUACAAGCAGCCAGGGACAAAGCUACUGCUAACCGUGAAAAAUAUUUUGGACUGUCCUCAACUGGAAUAACAUACAAGUCAAGUUCAGCAUCAUAUGGUAGCGAUGGCUUUUAUGGUACUUACCAUGGAGGGGCAAGUGGCAGUAAAGAAACUGGAUCUUUCAAAGGUAGUUCUCCUGAUAGAGAUCGAUAUGGUUAUCCUGUAUCAAAUUAUCACAAGAAAGAUGGCGAAAACAAGUCAAAUAGUAGCUUGUCCAAAGAAAAUGAAGGGAUUAAAGUGAAAAAGGUAGUUAGUGGCCGCGUGAGGGAUCAAGAUUCUUUACCAUCCAUAAUAUUAAAACCAUCGAUUAAACCAACUCUAACUCCUAAAAGCUCAAGCACACAACCAAGCAGUAAUGAGGAUGAUUUUGAUGACUUUGACCCUCGUGGAUAUUCUGCAUCUGCAUCAACUAGCUCAAAUAGCAACCAGGUGGACUUAUUUGCACAAAGCAUGAUUGGCGAUCUCAUGGAUGCAUCUGCUGCUAUUCCAAAAGAAACAACCUCUGUCAGAAAUGUUGCCACACUUGAAGUUGAUCUCUUUGCAGAAGCAACUUUUAUAUCAGCCUCUCCUCAAUCAGAAGCAGCAAGUGUUUCUCAUAGUCAGGGAAAUGUUGAUUUCUUUGCCUGUCAGUCUGAUUUCAACAAUGCUGUCAACCAAAACAUAGACUUUUUCGCAGCAUCCAAUCCCGAUGUGUUUACUAAGAAUAAUGAGUCAUCCAAAUUGGAAACUGCAAAUAUUUUCGAUCCUUUUGUUGCAGUUCCCCUGAAUAACUCGGAAGAAUCUGAUCUAUUUGGUGUCUUCACUGCUCAUUCUGAUCCUGUGUCUUCAGAGCAUACUCAGAAUUCUUCAACAAAAGUUAUGGACAAUUCAGAACAGGUUUCAUCACCAGUAUCAAAGCCAACACCAAAAAAGGAUACUUCUCAGAUUAAGUCUGCAAUUUGGGCUGAUUCAUUAAGUCGGGGACUCAUUGACUUUAAAUAUAACUUCUCCUAAGAAAAAAUCUCCAAGAUGAAUGGGGGCAACUGGAAGUUUCACAAACUUUGGCCAACAACAAGAACAGUUUGGGACAUUUAAGAGAUGGAUGGAUUGAUAGGAGGAUCUUCUUAACUCAUCUUCCCUUUUAUUUUUAUUUUUCUCUUUUAUUAUCUUCUCUUAAUAAUCAUCUCAAAUUAAUGUGACCCAUGAUGUCCUGAGUAUUCAUUCAUUCUAUUUAUCCUGUGUUGAGCAUCUCAAUCAAUGUAAUAAACCAAAGGUAGCAUCAACUUUGUCUAUAUACAUAUGUACUAAUCUCAAUUCUUCAUCAUCA
This is a messenger RNA of Dioscorea cayenensis subsp. rotundata (Guinea yam), 1842 nucleotides long. Its product is annotated as clathrin interactor EPSIN 1-like. NCBI's taxonomy places the organism in Eukaryota, Viridiplantae, Streptophyta, Magnoliopsida, Dioscoreales, Dioscoreaceae. Gene Ontology annotation, cellular component: clathrin vesicle coat; plasma membrane; endosome. Gene Ontology annotation, molecular function: phospholipid binding; clathrin binding. Gene Ontology annotation, biological process: endocytosis. The record is from RefSeq and is a predicted model, not a curated record. The transcript has 11 exons. The coding region runs from base 57 to 1529 and encodes 490 amino acids.